Molecule: messenger RNA, 1149 nt
Organism: Penicillium lagena
Lineage: Eukaryota; Fungi; Ascomycota; Eurotiomycetes; Eurotiales; Aspergillaceae
Exons: 1
Coding region: 1-1149 (382 amino acids)
Source: RefSeq, a predicted model, not a curated record
AUGUUUCUCACUGACCUCCCGAACGAAAUCAUUGCUCUACUACCACAACACAUCGACAACAUCGAAACAUUCACUAACGCAUCAUCAUCAUGCCGACUCCUUCGCGACAACUUCUCCAAAACAGAUCCCCGCACCAUCCUCCGUCUAGCAGCGAACUCAGCACCAGUCUUCUUCUCGCCACAUCCACACUUUCUAACGGCCAUUACAGCCCGCAAGGCAAGUGCCUGGGCGCUGGGGAAUGAGUCGCGCACAGAACUCCUCAGGGAAGCAUUCCAGGGCGGUAUCGAGGGACUAUACUCGUUCUGUCUCGAACACUCCAGUCUGAGCAUGGAGGAUAUUCGACGCACGCACCUCGCCCGGUUCGAGAUAAUCAAUGUAUUUUCUGAUCGCAUUGAUAAAAUGGCCGGCGAGCAGUGGAUGGACACGCCGGAUUUCUGGAACGGCGGUGUCAGCUCGGCGUACACGCUCUACACGGAUGCUGAACGGGCUGCGUUCCAGAUCAUUAUUUAUGGAGAACUAUUCGCCGCCAGCAUGGAUGCCUUUCUGGAUUCGGAGAAGAAUCUGCCGUGGUUCGACAUCGGUAUCCGACUUGACUAUUGCAAGUACUGCAUUCCAGACCUGUCGUGCGAUUCUUACGAGGCCCGAAACGGGUCCCCGGGACUGGAAGUGCAACCUACAGGCCCGUAUUCCUUCCGCAAGGAUAAAAAGAAGAAGUCCCCUCCAAUGGAUCUCCAGCUGGACCAGGUGUCUAUGCGCCAUAUUACAGGCUGUGGGCGCUGGCGGCGGAUGUGGGGAUCUGCGAUCCGGGACAUUCUGUCCAAGGCCGAAGGGGAGGGGGAAGAAUUCACAGAGCAGGACGAAGAAGAGGAGCACUGGAAGAAGAAGUUGCUUAGGAGGGCGUUGCAGACGCAGGGUCUGGAGGGGAUGCAACUUGUUACGGCGUCGCCGGGGAAGGUGGCGCCGGAGUGGGUGGAAAGGGCGCUGAAGAUGAAGGGUCAGAUUGAUAAGUUGGAGAAACCGCCUCCCACGCAGAGGUUGGGCAAUUGGGCUCAGUAUCUUGUUUUCUUUGCGCCGGAUCUUACGAAGGAGGUUAGGGUUACGAUCGCGACGUAUUCGGGGUAUGGGUGGGAUGAGGAUUUGGUUCCGUGA